Messenger RNA from Malurus melanocephalus (red-backed fairy wren), 834 nucleotides. RefSeq names its product histone H1.8. The transcript has 4 exons. Lineage: Eukaryota; Metazoa; Chordata; Aves; Passeriformes; Maluridae. Gene Ontology annotation, cellular component: nucleosome; nucleus. Gene Ontology annotation, molecular function: double-stranded DNA binding; nucleosomal DNA binding. Bases 1 to 834 code for a protein of 277 amino acids. The record is from RefSeq and is a predicted model, not a curated record. Gene Ontology annotation, biological process: nucleosome assembly; chromosome condensation; negative regulation of DNA recombination.
AUGGUGCCUUUUGCAGCAGACACGGCUGCUGGCAUGGCCCAGCGCUAUCGCGCCCAGCACCCUCCAACCCUGCAGAUGGUCAAAGAGGCGCUGCGGGCCCACGAUGAGAAGAAGGGCGCCUCUGUCAUUGCCAUCAAGCGUUUCAUCCUGGCCAAGUACCCCAGCGUGGACCCCAUCCGCCUCAAGUAUCUGCUGAAGCAGGCUCUGAGCAAGGGGCUGAGCUGUGGGGACCUGGUGCGGCCGCACAAUUCCUCUGCUGUGGGGGCCACGGGCACCUUCAAGUUAGCGCUCAAGAAACCACGGCACAAGCAGCAGCUGGGGCAGGCUGAUCCUGACCGAGGACAGAAAGGGACCGGCCCAGCGCCUGUGGCAGGAGCACGACAGAGAGGUGCCUGCCCUUUUUCUCCAGGUGCCACGAAGCAGCAGCCCAAGGCAAAGGCCCUGAAUGCCCAGCCASGAGCGGCAGAGAAGCCCAGCAGUGRCAGAACAAAGCACCCACAAGCUGCUGACUGGCCCCAGGCUCACGGCCCAGGGCUCUCAGGGCCCCCAAAGCACCGCCAGAAAGGACACGCAGCACCCAGCACAGCCMUGGCUGCUGACACUGCAGCAGGGGCUCAAAGUCAAUCUUCUGCAGGUGCAGGGCUGAAGGAGCCUCAAAAGGCCCCGAGGGGAAAGAACAAGGGGAAGGUGGCCCGGGGGGCACAGCAGGAUGGCCCCAAGGCACAGGGAGGUCAGGACCCGUCAGGGAAGCCCCGGGUGACCCCAGGAGCUGGGCAGGGGAAGGCCAGGGUGAAAAAGGCAGCCCCCAGGGCAGGGGACACAAAGACUCCAUAG